This is a messenger RNA of Xyrauchen texanus (razorback sucker), 2457 nucleotides long. Its product is annotated as inhibitor of growth protein 3-like. Bases 114 to 1361 code for a protein of 415 amino acids. The transcript is spliced from 12 exons. NCBI's taxonomy places the organism in Eukaryota, Metazoa, Chordata, Actinopteri, Cypriniformes, Catostomidae. Gene Ontology annotation, biological process: regulation of DNA-templated transcription. Gene Ontology annotation, cellular component: NuA4 histone acetyltransferase complex. The record is from RefSeq and is a predicted model, not a curated record.
CCUCCCCCAACUAACAUGUUUUUAUUCUCCCCUUCAGUUCUCCGCUGCCUGCGACGCCAUAUUGUUAAAAAACACCCUUUCCCUAAAACGCUCGAAAAACCCCUUCUGCCAGAAUGCUGUACCUAGAGGACUACCUCGAAAUGAUCGAGCAGCUUCCCAUGGAUCUCCGCGACAGGUUUACGGAAAUGAGAGAGAUGGACCUGCAAGUGCAGAAUGCUAUGGAUCAGCUAGAGCAGCGGGUAAAUGAGUUCUUUACUAAUGCUAAGAAGAACAAACCUGAAUGGAGGGAAGAACAGAUGGAAAUUAUUAAAAAGGAUUAUUAUAAAGCUUUGGAAGAUGCAGAUGAAAAAGUCCAGUUAGCCAAUCAAAUUUAUGAUCUGGUUGAUCGUCAUUUGCGGAAAUUGGAUCAGGAAUUGGCUAAGUUCAAAAUGGAGCUGGAGGCGGAUAAUGCUGGUAUCACAGAGAUCCUGGAGAGACGAUCACUGGAGAUGGACAGCCCCUCCCAGCCUGUCAAUAACCACCAUGUCCACUCGCACACAACUGUUGAGAAGAGGAAGUACAGCACACCAGCCCACCACACGACUGAACACGUACCAGAAAAGAAGUUUAAAUCAGAGGCCCUGCUCUCUACACUCACAUCAGAUGCCUCUAAAGAAAACACUCCAGGCUGCAGAGUAAACAGCACAUCAUCCUCUAACAGCGUCUUUAACGUAAACUCCUCCCAGUCUCUUACCUCAUUCAACCUGAGCCCGCUUCCUGCUGGGCCUGCCGUGGGGGCCGGGGCUAUUUCCAUGGCAGCAGCCCAGGCAGUACAAGCCACCGCUCAGAUGAAAGAGGGGAGGAGAACGUCCAGUCUCAAGGCCAGUUAUGAGGCUGUUAAGAACAAUGAUUUCUUGGGGCAGGACUUUGCUCUGAGCAGGGAUUCCAGUGGUUACACGUCUUCUGCACUGGCUAACACACUCACACAGCCCCUCACUUCCAGUAACAGCACAGACUCCCGCACGGGACGCAAGACCAAAGGAAACACAAAGUCUUCCAACCACCAGUCCUCUUCAUCCUCCUCUUCUUCCUCCCUGUCGUCCUGCUCAUCGUCCUCGGCAUUGGCUCAUGAACUGGUUCAGACCACCGUCACAGAGACGGAAACCAGCAGCCAGGUGGACUGGACAUAUGACCCCAAUGAACCCCGAUACUGUAUCUGUAACCAGGUGUCAUACGGAGAAAUGGUCGGCUGUGAUAACCAAGAUUGUCCUAUCGAAUGGUUCCACUACGGCUGUGUUGGCCUGACCGAGGCACCCAAAGGGAAGUGGUACUGCCCACAGUGCACGGCUGCCAUGAAGAGGAGGGGAAGCCGGCACAAAUAAAUCCAGAAUCAUUACUGCCUCCAAACUCAUAAAUGACUGCCCCAUCAACCAAGACUCAUCUGCACUCCAUAAAAACUCUCUCCCAAGAUGCAGAGAGCGUCGCUGAGAGUGUACAUGUUACGUUUUCAUGCAAUCAGGGUUUUUGGAUAUGUGUGAGAGAGAUGUGUUUGGCUGUGGCUGAUCUGUUAGUCAACCUCAGAUCAUGAGUUUUACUCUGUGAAUCCAUCUAAAAGCCCACACUGCCCUCAAGACUUCAUGUUUUUAGUUUUUUCAUCUUCAUCUCCAUUAAUCUGUAUUGAAGGGGAUGUCCAAGUUGUUCUUUGAAAGGCCAGUGUGUUUUAACAUUCAAGACAUUCCUCGGCUUGCCAUGCUUGAUGAUGACGCCUCUCGCAUUUGGCAGCUCCUGCUAAUUCGUACUGGCAGAGAAUGGAUUGACAUGAUGCAGACUGAGAAUUGUAGUCCUGAACUGUCUGAUGGACUACAAAACCUUUGAGACAUUCAGUUGGAGCUCUGACAAAUCUUACAGGAUGCUGAUAUGAACCGAUAUUGAUGAUGACAGCAGUGAUUAUUAUCACUGAAUCCUACAGUUCAUGUUGGUCGUUAGUGAAAACUUUCACUGGAUUAUUUGUGUGUAAUUGAUAGAUGAUGUAUUGUGCUCUGCUUACAGGAUCAAAAGUUCUUAAUUUUAGCAAGGAGCUCUUAAGAUGUACAAUAGGAAAAAUGAACAACUGUGACGUGUGUGUGUGUGUGUGUCUGUGUGUCUGUCUCUAGCCUGUACUGCACUGAAGUGGUGAUGCAAAGUUUGGAGAGAAAAAAACAUUAAAAUGAUCAAGAACUUUUGGUACUCGCCAUCUCAAAGGAUGUAAAUGCUGAAACCAAAACUGCAUUGAUUGAAGUUUACUGUGCUUUUCAAAUGUUGGAAUUUAAAGGAAUAUUAUGGGUUCAAUACAAGUUUAGCUUAAAGAACAACUGUUUGUUGCAUAAUGUUGAUUAACACGAAAAUAAUUUUAAUUUGCCCAUCCUUUGCUUUAAAAAAAAAAAAAAAGCAAAAAUCUGGGUUGCAGUGAGGCACUUGCAAUGGAGGUGAAUGUGGGCC